ACAAAGUUUGCUCUCAUUUCCCAAUAAUAUAUUGUAUAUAUGUAUAUAUGUAUAUAUGUAUUUCAUUCUCAUACAUUCCUGUACCGUACCGCAGGUUAUGUGUAUAGAGAAGCGUAAAUAGCCUUGUAUAGUAUUAGAUAUAGUCAAACAUUGUACAUAGAGUUCUCUGCAGUCUCGGGUAUAUUAUUUCGGCGCCGAGAAGUCUGGCGCGGUCGCCAGAGGCGCGUCUCUGGUUACUCGCCCAUUUGGGGCGCCAAGGGACGACCAAGGGGGUGGCCCCGUCGACUUCCCUUCUCUUCCCUUCCCUUCGCUCGUUCCCUUUCCCCCUUUUCCUCGCCGACCCCGCAGACCCCCUUCGGACCCCGAUGGGCCCCUGAGGCCACAUUCCAGGCGGACGCAAGUUUUCAAACAUGGCCGAGCGUGAAUGUAGGUCCUCGACCGAUCCUACGCCGUGUGGCAGGCGAUUCCCCCCUGCCUCUACUUCUCCUUUUCCCCCGGUGCGGUUCCAUGACCACGUUCUUCUCCCCCCCUUCUCGCCCGUUCUCCGUAUUUCCCUCGUCGAGCGAGGCUCCGUUCCGUCGGGUCGUCCGAGCUGGCGACACCCUGUCUGGCAAGACCAACGACGGACAAAGAAGGGGAACUACAACGUUGCCACGUUUAACGGCGCACCUAUCUUUGCCCAAGGACGAAUUGAAAAAUGAUAGACUUUUUUUUCAUUUGUAAAGUACGGUUGUUGGACAAAGCGUUGGUCGGUGGCUCGGGUAGCUCGAAUGAUGUAGGGCAAAUUGAAGUGUGGAUUAUUCAGAGGUUGAUAGAUUUGAUUAGAGGGAAAAUUCUCGGCUACUUGCGUCACGUUGGGUAUCGCAUGCCUAUGUGGUUAGAUCUGGCAACGUUUUCAGAGCUAAACUGCCGGCUCAGUCCACAAAAACAAGAUGAUCUCAUUCUAUACCGCAUAUGAGAAACUCGACCGUGCGUUGGUUAUAUUCCUCUUGCUCGCUCGAUCUGCUUUUCCCUAUGCCCAACUCUCUUUCUCUCCCUCGUCUCUCUCUUUCUCCCUCACCUUCUCUCUUGUUCUCUCCCGUAUUUCCUUCUUUACAUUGCUUCACCUCUCUCUCUAGAUUCGAAGCUUGAUUCGAACUUGUUCGACGGUUAGAGGCGUCGAACUGCGACAAGCCGCGCAAAGCGUCGGCGCCUCGAAGCGCAAAUCUAUAUGAGAUCAGCUAAUCUUGAAAUGACGCGCGUGCUUUUAUCUGACUAGCGCAACCUGCGAAUCAUAUGAUCGCGGUCAAAUAUAAUCAUAGUUGAAAGAGGCUAAAAUGUGAGAAGAUACGAGGGGCAGGAAACCAAGACUCAUCGUGGUAACCGUGAUAUCGACGGGGAGUCGGAGUCUUGGGUCUCGACGUUGCGCUAUGUUGCUGACGGUGAUGCUGCUGGGCUACGAGUAGACGGUCGCAGACAACAUGGCGCCGCGGCAAAGUCUUUCCCGCGCGUCAUUAACGGAAGUGAGGCGACAAAAUGGCGGAGUUUUACGGCGCUGAGGUGUGAAAGGGGGGCGCCUACGAGAGUUUUUGUGGCGUCCAGAAUGACUGGUAGUAGUGUUGCUGGUAGUGGACUCGGUGGCGGGGGCACCGGAGUUAGGGCAAAGAGAGGUGAGAGGCAAGGCUAUAACCGUUGGAAGCGCGGGGAACAGAGGGGUUCGACAGUCACAGAGGGGAUCCGAGCCCGAGCGGUGCCGUGGCGCGCCAGCCGACGUGGUGGGGAUGUAAAUUAGUUACGGCAUCUCCAAAGACCCAAAAGGAACUCCGCGCGCCUGCCGCUCCGUGCAAUGUUACGUCGUGGUUAAAGGAUAUUUUGCUAGGUGUAAUAAUACAGUGGAUGAAUAAGUGCCUUUUUUGUGAACAAUCGCGAGUGAUUAUUUUCAUAUGAUAUAUAUAUAUUGUAAAUAUACGGUAUCAUAAUUAUGGCGCAUGGUGUCGCCGACGUUUUAACAGCCGCCGAUGAAGAUAACUCCGUUAAAAUGGUGACGAAACAGCAGCAGACAAGCGUUCGAAAGACCGUAGGUGUGAUGGGAAGCAGACGGAUUUUCGCACCAGCUUUCAAACUGAAAGUCUUGGACUCUUACAGAAACGACAUCGACUGUCGUGGCAACCAAAGAGCAACGGCAAGGAAAUACGGUAUCCAUCGCAGACAGAUACAAAAGUGGUUACAGUGCGAAGAUAACCUACGAUCCAGCUGUCUUGACGCGUCCACAUCUCCUCCUGUAGCGACACCGGGACGUGGUCACGGUCAUUCAUCGGGCAACAGUUCAAUCGGGAAUUCCUCAGUUUCCGGGGCCCUCGCACUCGAGGGCCCGCGCGAGGCUGCCACAGCUCCAGUGCCGGCCUUGAACCUAAGUCGCGCCAGACUGCAUGGCGACGAAGAGUUGUCUCUUCCACUGGCGCAACAAGGGCCCCCCCUUAGGCAGCAGUGUCCCGCCUCACCCCGAUACGCAAGUCCGCGUCCUGCACCUCUGCAAAAUUCGGGGAAUUCGGCGACAUUGUCUCCCGGACAUCAGCCCAAUUGUUCGCCCAACGAUCAACAGCAUCAUCAUCAACAGCAUCAGCACUUCCUGGGUACCGCGCAACGUGACUUUCAUCUUGGUGUAGGAAUCGCUGGUGGCAUCUCCGAGACACCCCCGGGUCACCUGGACGCCUCCUCCAACAUACAUCAGUACGGGGCUCAAACCGAGAAUCGAAAGGGGUACUACCACCUAUCCAAUGGCAGCUACGAAGUUGACUCGGUUUCGUACGACGAGAGUACCGCGGAUUCCAAGAUCAUGUUCGUCGAGGGAUUGACGUCGUACGAUCGUAAUCCGAUCCAACGAUAUCCCCAAAAUACGAUUCGCAAUGAUAAUUUCCCGGAAAUGUCCGGUGCACCGCAAGAUAUUGAGAGUCAAAUAUCUGCUGCAGCAGUAGCGAUUAAGAACGAGCCAGUCAGCCUAGACGCAGUGGCGACAGUAGUAGCUACCGCGGCACCAGGGCCGUCCGAUCCACGGGAGCAAGCGACGGGGCACCCGAGUUAUCGCUCUUCUCUCUCCCCGUCGCUGGCACCAUCCCGAUGUGGCUUGUCACCGCAUCAGGCCACCGUCGUAGCCGUUCACUCCGAACGAUCACGCACGAGUCCUCCUCCUAUGAUACGAACACAAGCGAGCGACAACGAUGACGGCGGAGGUUCGCUUAGCGUCGGUGCUAAGGCCGGCGAAAAUUCCGGGAACGCACACAAGGAUGAGAACGACGCUACGGCGUCGCUACGCCAAGCAGCAGCAGCAGCAGCAGCAGCAGCAGCAACAUCGACGGUCGCGCGUCCGCACGCCUAUCCAGAACCACAUCAGCAACCGCAUUCACAUCAACAUUCUCACACAACAAACCCACAUUCACACGCGCAAAGUCAGCAUCAGCAUCUAACCCUAACAACGCAUGGAUAUCCUUCGGGGGACGGCGAAUAUACCGAUCGCAGUCAGCCACCUGCUUCGGCCUGUUCAGCACCGUCACAAUGCCGUUCCUCCGGAGCGUGCAGUCCCCCUCGGGAAAGGGUGCUCUAUUCGGAACCCCUCAGUCCGGGACAGAGUUUACCCUGUAGCCCGGAGAGUUCUCGGGGCCUCCUAAGUUCGGGGCACUCGACUACGAGUUCCGACAGCGAAACGGACGCCCUAGACUACUCGACGACAACGUUGGCCCCCACCUCCAACGACCUUGCGAGACGACGUUCCUUUUCGCUUCGGUUCAAACUCGACGUUCUCGAUGCUUUUCACCGUGACGCUGGCGUCAGCGGUAACCAAAGGGCCACGGCCCGAAAGUUCGGCAUAAACCGACGCCAGGUACAAAAAUGGCUUUCUCAGGAAACCGAACUCAGAGGCGAGAUAGCUCUGCGCGGCGGUAUUUCCAGGCAGAGACUCGGCCCUUUAUCUUCUACCGACUCUCCGAUUGAUCUACGGACCAAUCCAAUGCACCCCGAACAAUUUCAAACGCCACAGAGAUCCCCGCGGGAACGGGAUGCUUCUACGGAUUCGUAUUGCUGUUACAGUCCAGACACUGUCUCCCCCCAGAAACAAGGGUACUCAGUUUCCGGUGAAACAUCCGAAUUGUUACUGAGCUCUUCGUCGGGUGGACGAUGCAAUUUGUCCUGCUGCGUCGACAACGUAUCCUGUUAUUCUCAAGAGUCAUUACGAGUCUCGGAAUUAACAGUCUGCGGUAGCAGCUACUCCCGAAUCCAGAGUUGUCCCACAUCCGAAUCUCGCUCUGUCUUCGCGUGCUUCUCAAACAACGAUUCGAGGGAAUUGAAUUCCAUCGGUAAGAGGGAAUGUCCGACGUCUUGCUACGAUUCGGAACAUAUGGAGCGAACCACCACGCCACCCGAAUCCUCGUCACCUUUGAAAAGAUCGUGUGCCUUAUCCUGCUGCAGCAUCGGCUACGCUACUUCGCCGAAGAGAUUACGUUCGCAUACCACAGCGGAGGAUGAAAAUCCGGCACCUCAAGACGCGCCCCUCUGCCUGGUCAAACCUAAAGGUAUACCAGAAUUCCCUUCCCAAGUUGAACCUGUUACCAGCACCGUACCAACCCCACCGGCACCCCCGACCGUUCCACCGGUUCCAACAUCUGUUGCUCCGGCAAAACGAGAUGCCAUCCUUUUCAAACCAUACUUGGAUAACCCCAUAGCGAAACCCACCGACGAUCGAGUUCUAUCCAACAGUCCUCCUCAUCAUAACAACAACAACAACAACAACAACAACAACAACAAUUGCCAUAGCGUUUGCAAUUUGAACAGUAGUAUCAACAACGUACUCACCGGAAACAGGAGCGGCGAUAGUUACGCUCUGGAGUUAAGCUUGAGAGUUCCGAUCUCCUGGGGAACACCGGCGCGAGGUAUUUAUUCCGAUAUAUCGCAGGUAGGGAGUGCUUUCGUCAGAUAUCCAUCAGCUCCCCAUUACACGUAAUUCAACGUGCGCUCGAAUCUGCGAUCAUCGAUCCGCGAUCAACCCACGGUUAUUGGCAUCUAUGAUCUUUCUUCGUUCGUUCAUUGUUUUUUGCGUACGUAUUUUGAAAAAAUUCUAAAUUCUCAAUGACGUCGGUUUGACGGUUGUAACAGGUAUUAAAACAUUGCGGCAUAUGAAUGACGAUACCUUCAAAUGUACACAACACGCGCAGCAGAUAUAUUUACACAGAAACCCGAGUGUCUUUUACAUACACAAAACAUACACACAUACACGCGAGUGUAAUUUGUUAAAAUAACUAAAAUACGUGAGUUUUAUCACGUAUUUCACCGUUGUAUUCUAUUUGAGAGCAUGACCAAUCAUAGAAGAUUCGAUAAGACUCGUAAUCGAUGCUCGGACAAGAUUAAACCGCUUAGGGUAAAAUUGCCAUUGUCUGAACACCGUUACCAAAAUUGUACGAUUCUAUGCAGGAAAUAUAUCACGCUUUCGUCAUUAUUUCCCAUAGAGCGAUACGACUGAGGUAGCGUUACUAACGUUUGAAAAUUUACCUUAUUUGAUCUUCAGAUCAAACCUAGAUUACGAUGUAUAAAGCCGAGGAGAAACAGUUCAGAUGUACAAACCUUAGCGCCGUGUUAGCUCUGCAGCUUACCGAGACCACUAUCUCUUCACCCCACUUCAAAUAGGUAUAUAGAAAACAUAAGCUCGCUUUGUUAUCGCAGAUAAACCAAGUACAUCAGCUAGGCCGUUUAAAGGUCGUUGAAAGGCCGAUUGUACGUCGGGUGAUCUAUAAUUAUUAAAUUACGUCAGAUAUAUAAUAUAUAUAGUUCUACACUUACGGAACAACAAUAUACACACACACACACACGCGCGCGCGCGCGCGAACACCCAUACACAUCUAUUAAUCCGAAAGAUUGACUAUUUUUAUAGAUGGUAGGUGAAAAACAAGAACCCAAAGAAGAUAUUGCAGAAACAGAUGAAAUAAUAAAAAAUCGAUCGUAGAUAUUCUAUGAUAGAAUUCUGCAGAGUAUAUUAGUUCUAUUCCGCGAAUAAUCAUUAAUCAAACCGCAUGACGGCGUUGUAUAUAACGCGUCGGUUGUAUUAGAACCGACGAAUAUUGAAUUGCUCAAAAAACGAAAAAAAACAAAAACAAAAACUGCUUCCACAUAAAAUUAUUAUAACUUAAGAAUAAUCACGUAUUUUUUAUACACUAAACGCGAGAUUGUACAUAACAAUGUAAAUAAAAGCAUGUUGGAUCAUUAUUAUUUUUAUUAUUAUUAAGAAUAUUCUUAUUGAUAGAAUCAUUGUUCAUUAUGUUGCUAAUAAUAUUAUUAUAGAUGAUUGGUUUCUAUCAUUAUCGAAUAGGUAUACGAAAUUUUGUCAAACUAAUGAAACAUUCGCAGAUACAAUUCGUACAAGUGCAGUGCCUGUCCGUGUAAAUAGCAAAGGGUAUAGCUCGUAUUUAUGUCCAUAUCACCGAGUCGGAAAUUGAAAUAUUAUACCAGUGAACGAAUCUACGUAACAUUUGAAACGAAAAGUAAGAAUAAAAGAGGGGGGAAUUUGUUCAGCAAAAUUUUAUGAAUAUUUAACACAUGUAUAUUGGGGUGUCGACCAGUUAAUGUCGAAACGAUAUCCAAUACCUGUGCCUUACACUGUCUUGGGAAAAUCGAUGAACUUAGAGACAAAAAAAAAAAUAAAAACCAACGAUCAACUUCGCAUCAUGCCUCAUUCAGCACAGGAAUAAUAAAUUCGAAUGAAUGAAUAACAGAGAAAUUUAGUAGAAGAAAAAAGAAUAGAUGGUCUUGCUGCGAAAUGCAAUCCAAGUAUACAAAAAAGAAUAAUAUAUGAUGGAAAAAAAUGGAAUAAAAAUGAAUAAAUAAAUGAAAUGAAAUAUAAUAAAAUGAAAGUAAGAAAAAUGAAUGACAUGUACGGAAAUCUUAAGCCAUAAUAAUUGAAUAUAUUUAUACAUACAUAUAUAUAAUGCCAUAAUGUUGACAUAAUAAAACGAAAAUAUAGUAUUGUUGAAUGACUGAAAAAUAUGCAACUCUAAUUAUAGUAUAUUGUAGAUAAAUUAUAUACACGUAUAUGUAUAUGUAGGUACACGACGAUGAAUGAUGAUGAAUUUGUAUUACCUAUUGUACAGCCCCCAGAGUCUAAUACUAAAGCAAUAUAUUUUAAGCGUAUCAUAUUAAGUAUAAAACAAAAAAUAAUGAAGAAAACCUCUAGAUUUAUAUUUAUCCAAAUGAUAUUUUAAUACGGGAUUUUCAAAUGUUAUAUCGUAUAGAGAUUAUAAUAUAGAGCGAUGCCUCUGAAAUUUUUUUACCAACAAAAAUCACUGUGCCUUAAAUAUAUAUAUUUAUGUAUUCUUGAAAAACAAAAAGAAACAAAAUGAUCAAAGAUGUGCCGGAACAAAAAAAAAAAAAACUAAAUGAAAGAAUAGAGAAAUAAAUCUAUAAAUUUUGCCAAAGGCAGCUCACAGUGUGAUAUAUCAAACGAUAAUUGAAUGAUAAAAUUAUGUAAAACUUGUAGGAAAGUUAUAAUUGAAAGAAAAAAAAAACAUUAUUACCUA
Molecule: messenger RNA, 7535 nt
Organism: Athalia rosae (coleseed sawfly)
Lineage: Eukaryota; Metazoa; Arthropoda; Insecta; Hymenoptera; Athaliidae
Exons: 1
Coding region: 1961-4972 (1003 amino acids)
Source: RefSeq, a predicted model, not a curated record